AAGGUGCAACGCGUUUUCCAUCAAAAAUGAAAAAGUCUUAUGCUUCCUUCCUCUCUUAUCUUCUCAUAAACCCGUCUUUUCGUCAACCUUCUCCCUGAUUUUCUGAUACUCUGCUCCUAGUUUCAAAAUAUUCAGAUCCAUAAACUCUAGAUUCCAUCAUCUUCUUGCGUCAUCCUGUUCAACCCUCACGUUCUUACUCUGUCAUGAAUGAGAAACGAAGAUCCACCGUUAGUUCGAUACUGAAGAUGCGUUCUCUUAUGGCUUUUGUAGUCCUGCUCAGCUUCGGCUCGUGUUUUUCGCUUAAGGAAGAAGGUUUAGAUAAAGAUAGAUUGGAGAAAGAUCUAUGGUCCGAUGAAGACUCAGCAAUUCUGAAAGCAGUUGGGUUUCACAGGAAAGCACUUGUACCUCGUGAGCCAUUAACAUAUGACAACUUGCCUUCCAGAAGAAACAGCCGCGAGGCUACGCCUGCAGCUGCAACUAUCACACCACCAUCAUCCCCACAACCUUCUCAUAAAAAUGUCUCAACUCAUUCUUCAACAGCUUCGGAUCCAGAACCUACGCAAGAUGUUUCUACUUCACCUCCUCAUCCUCCUCCUCCUCCUCCUACGUCUGCUCCCCAUGAAAACUCUCCUACUCUAAGAACCUCUUCGUCUUCUUCUUCAGUGGUUGUUCCUGUAGUUCUUGCCUGCGUGGGCUGUGUUGUUCUCGUCCUCCUUGUAGCUACCGGUGUGUUCUACUUUAAAAAUAAAGUAGGGAAGUCAGUGAAUCCUUGGCGUACAGGUCUUAGCGGACAACUUCAGAAAGUAUUUGUAACUGGUAUCCCAACUCUCAAAAGAUCAGAGAUUGAAGCUGCAUGUGAAGACUUUAGUAAUGUCAUUGGAUCAUGCCCCAUUGGGAAGCUCUUCAAAGGAACACUAUCAAGUGGAGUGGAGAUAGCUGUUGCUUCUAUUGACACUACUUGUGCCAAUGACUGGAAAGAAAUUACAGAGAUUCAAUUCAGGAAGAAGAUUGAAAUGCUAUCCAAGAUAAACCACAAGAACUUUGUGAACCUUCUUGGCUACUGUGAAGAAAAGGAACCUUUCACCAGGAUCUUGAUCUUUGAAUAUGCUCCAAACGGUUCACUCUUUGAACAUCUACACAGUAAAGAAUCAGAACACUUGGAUUGGGGAAUGAGGUUAAGAAUCACAAUGGGCUUAGCAUACUGCCUUGACCAUAUGCACCAACUCAACCCACCAAUAGCCCACACAAACCUCGUCUCAUCAUCUCUCCACCUCACUGAAGACUAUGCUGUAAAGCUAGCCGACUUCACUUUUGGUCCGUCCGAGACAGAGACGUGCAGCAACGCAAACAAAGACACAUACUUAAACCCCGAGGACAACGUUUACAGCUUUGGUUUACUAUUAUUCGAAAUGAUAACCGGAAAACUCGUGGAUUCGGUUAACAAACCAGACUCGGUAGAUACAGGGCUAGUUGAUUUCUUGAGAGGAGUGAGUCUAGCUAAUAUGGUUGAUCCAGCAUUGGAGUCUUAUGAUGACAAGAUUGACAAUAUAGGCGAAGUGAUCAAGUCAUGCAUCAGAACCGACCCGAAAGAGAGACUUACGAUGAAAGAAGUCACCGGGUGGCUACGGGAGAUUACUGGCAUCUCGCCUAGCGAUGCUACACCGACACUAUCACCUCUUUGGUGGGCAGAGUUGGAGGUUUUGUCUAUGGCGUAAGAGAGAGUUACCAACAAGAAUUGUAAGUAUGUUGGAAGAUGUUUGAAUUUUAUAAGUGUGUUUUCUACUUAAAAGUGAUAAAAAGUUGCUUCUUGCUUCUGUU
Brassica oleracea var. oleracea is the source of this 1818-nucleotide messenger RNA. Its product is annotated as inactive receptor-like serine/threonine-protein kinase At2g40270. Gene Ontology annotation, biological process: protein phosphorylation. The record is from RefSeq and is a predicted model, not a curated record. The transcript is spliced from 6 exons. Gene Ontology annotation, molecular function: protein kinase activity; ATP binding. Lineage: Eukaryota; Viridiplantae; Streptophyta; Magnoliopsida; Brassicales; Brassicaceae. Bases 204 to 1715 code for a protein of 503 amino acids.